Molecule: messenger RNA, 2012 nt
Organism: Tarenaya hassleriana
Lineage: Eukaryota; Viridiplantae; Streptophyta; Magnoliopsida; Brassicales; Cleomaceae
Product: scarecrow-like protein 15
Exons: 1
Coding region: 187-1875 (562 amino acids)
Biological process (GO): regulation of DNA-templated transcription
Cellular component (GO): nucleus
Molecular function (GO): DNA-binding transcription factor activity; sequence-specific DNA binding
Source: RefSeq, a predicted model, not a curated record
AUCGUGGCAUUGUCCCUGCCCAAACUCUAAGAUAAAAAGCUCGCAAUCAUACCUUCCAAAAAGCCCUCCGUCUCUUCCUCCUUCCUUUCCAAACACACACAGAAAGAGAGAGAGAGAGAGAGUGAGAGAAAAUCUUUCUUCUUCUUCGUCUUCAUCGUCACGAACACUAACUUCGGCUCGCGAGACAUGAGAGUUCCAUCAUCGACACCUCAGGACAACCAACCUUCGGAUUCAAAGGCAGUUUCUUACAACGACACCACCACCACCACGAAUCUUAUCAACAACAAUAACAGUUCAGUAGCUACUGUUACCGCAGGGGGUGGUCUCGGUUUCAACGAGCCAACCUCGGUGCUCGACCUCCGUGGAAGCCCCAGCCCCGCCGCCGCCGCCGCGGAUAAGCCUCCGGUUGCCGUUGCGGGGGAGGUAUCCGGCGGAGGAGGGACCACCGGUCAAGUAUCCGAGCAGUUUCCGUUGGAUGAGCAUGUGAUGCGUUCCAUGGAUUGGGAUUCUAUCAUGAGGGAACUGGAAUUGGAUGACGAUUCUGCCCCUGCUCUCAAGAGCAGUUUCACCACUGCCGCCAUUCCGACACACUACGGCGCCGAUUCUCAGCUUCCUAGUUUUCCCGACCAGCUCCACCCAGCGGAUUUCGAGUCGUCCGAGGUUUACUUGGGUCAUCAGAUCGGUGGCGGGCACGGGUUGAAUUCUGUGGAUGUCUCCGAUGGAUUCGUCAAUGGCGGAUUCGAUUUCAUCGAGGAUCUGAUCCGAGUCGUGGACUGCGUCGACUCGGACGAGUUACAACUCGCUCAGGUGGUACUGGCACGGCUCAAUCAACGGCUGAGAUCUCCGUCGGGGAGACCUCUGAAGAGAGCUGCGUUUUACUUCAAGGAAGCUCUCGCGACGGUUCUGUCCGGGUCAACCCGGAACCCGACCCGGUUAUCGUCGUGGUCAGAUAUCGUCCACAGGAUUCGGGCCUACAAGGAGUUCUCCGGCAUCUCGCCGGUUCCUCUGUUUUCUCAUUUCACCGUGAACCAAGCGAUCCUCGACUCGCUGAACUGGCAGUCCUCAUCUUUGUCGGUGGCGGCCGCAUCGACGGCGGUGCCGUUCGUCCAUGUGGUGGACUUCGAGAUCGGAUUCGGCGGUCAGUACGCGUCGCUCAUGAGAGAGAUCGCCGAGAAAUCAUCCGUUAGCGGUGGAUUUCUGAGAGUCACGGCGGUGGUGCCGGAAAAUUACGCCGUCGAGACAAGGCUCGUCAAGGAAAAUCUCUCUCUGUUCGCAGCGGAUCUGAAAAUCCGGUUCCAGAUCGAGUUCGUCCUCGUGAGAACCUUCGAGAUGCUUUCGUUCAAGGCGAUCAGAUUCGUGGAGGGAGAGAGGACCGUCGUUCUGCUCUCCCCGACAAUUUUCCGCCAUCUGUCCGGAAUCUCAGGCUUUAUUCACGAUCUCCGGCGAGUUUCUCCGAAGGUCGUCGUCUUCGUUGACGGAGAGGGAUGGACCGAGACUUCCGGAGCCGGAUCUUUCCGGCGAGAGUUCGUGGGCGGACUCGAGUUCUACACGAUGGUACUGGAGUCGCUCGACGCUGCGGUUCCACCGGGAGAGAGCGCCAAGAAGAUCAUAGAAGCGUUCAUCCUGCAGCCGAGGAUCACGGAGGCAGUGGAGGCGGCGGCGGCGAGGAGACAUGCCGGAGAGAUGACGUGGCGGGAAGCGUUAUGCGCGGCGGGGAUGAGGCCGAUGCCGCUGAGCCAGUUCGCCGACUUCCAAGCCGAGUGUCUACUGGAGAAGGCACACGUGGGAGGGUUCCACGUGGCAAAACGACAGGCCGAGUUGGUGCUUUGCUGGCACGGGAGGGCCCUUGUUGCCACGUCGGCUUGGCGGUUUUAACUAACCGGAAGUCUAGCUUUCUACUUAACCUUUAGGGGGUUGGUUAAAUUAACAGAACCGAAUUGUAUCUAUAAAACCCCCGCAACCUUUUCUUAAAGCUGUAAAAGUUUUUUUAGUUGGGACCUUUUGGGGGUGUU